GAAAUUUCAAAUUACAUGAAUUUACCUACCGCAGUUAAAGACGCAGUCAUCGAAGACUUUGUUCAAAGUUUAACCCCAUUUAACCAGGUGCAAAGUGUAGAAAGGAAGCUAAAUUUCCUAACAGGGAAGGAUGGAAGUAGCUCAAAUACUCUUUCGGAGUUGGAAAAUUUUAUAAACGAUCACCUUAGCGCCGACCUUAGCUCUGCAGAUGUUGAAAUGGACCUGUUCUUGGCUAGAAAAAAGUUUAUUGAAAAGGCCUUUUCGUACUUUCAAGGAAAAAUAGUAGCUGAGAAACUCUCAGAGCAAUGUAGAGAGCUAUGUCAAGACAAACUUGAGCCUCACUCUUCAACAUACAAUAUAGACCCUAAAGAAAGACAAGUUGACUUUUCCUAUCUCUUUAAUAUCAAUACAAGUGUUCUAUUUAAUGAAAUGAAUAACGAGGAAAUCCCUCCAUUCAUGCUGACAAGACAACAAGCAGAGUUGUUAAAACAAGGCGUUGUUGACAAAACCGGAAGCCUAUGUGAGAACCUUGGAAAACUCUUGGACGUUGAGAUUUCGGCGAAUAACAAAGGAGAACUCUCUCAAAGUCGUAGACGUAUAGACUUAUGUAUCAAAGAAAGCUACGCUGUCUAUGAAAAUACGAAAGCACAAUCUACCAAUGCAUUCUACCAAUCCUUAUACACCUUGGCUCAGAUUUUCAAAGACUUGAAAGAUUUACUUCAGCAAUGGAACAAAGAAGCAAUAUCUUCUUUCGACUUGAAGAUCUUCAAGAUAAAAAGACUUUGCCUUCAAGUGGAAAAUUGCUUUUUCAAGCUGAAGUUACUGAGAGAAAAAGUCUUGGUAGAUAUUUACGAUACAAACAGCCGUAGAAAAUUGAGCCAAAACAAAGAAUAUCUUAACAUUAAGUAUAACAAGCUGUUAAGCGAGCACGACAAAAUUCAGUCAGCUCUUGAGAAAUAUAUGAGAAACAGAGAUGAAAUGGAUUCUAUUGCUCUGGAGUACCGAAAGACAGUUCAAGCAAUACACGAAAGAGAAGAGGAAAUCAAGUGUUUGAGGAGACUUCAUAUUCGAUCCCAGUCAUGAAGCAGUAUUUGUCUGCUUUAGUAUUUUCUUUGGAGAAACUCAACUGCAAUUGUUAUUAUGACUUCUUCGAAGAGGAACCAAACCUCUUAAUGGCUUUUAGAUUUUCAAUGAUAUCAUAGUUCUCACGGUAGAAGCCACUGUUAGUUUGAGAU
This is a messenger RNA of Galdieria sulphuraria, 1235 nucleotides long. RefSeq lists its product as uncharacterized. Lineage: Eukaryota; Rhodophyta; Bangiophyceae; Galdieriales; Galdieriaceae. The record is from RefSeq and is a predicted model, not a curated record. The transcript is spliced from 3 exons. The coding region runs from base 16 to 1083 and encodes 355 amino acids.